UUUUCCACAGAGCAAUUUUUUUACUAUGGAACAUUUCCGUCUGAUGCGUAGCAUCUCUACUUAGUCUGUAUUUUUCAUUAAUCUUUAAUGUUUGUUUGUUAAAUUGAAACGUCCCUAAUAUUCCUACUUGAACCAUAGUCCUAAUGAAUGUGUGCUACAUAUUUAGGUAAAUGUUCUAAAAUUAUAAGUCUCUACCUGCUAGUGUUACAGAACUUGUAAGAUUGUUAAUUAGUUUUGUGUUCACUGUGAUACUUGUGAUACCAUGAGCCUGGGGUGAGCUUCAACAUGUCAGAGGACCUGCCAGUCAUUUUUGUGAGUGCUGCGGAUGUGGCCACUGCAAACCGUAUCAUAUCAGAAUUAACUGAAAUAGACGUAUCGGAUGUGGAUGAUGAUCUCGUGUGGCAACUGAGCAACAAGUAUUACACGGCCCGCGUGCGCCUGCGCCCGCUGGCCGACGCCGACGCCGCCGGCACGGUCGCCGCCGCCGGAGGCGCCGCCGAGGCGCACGUCGUGUACCUCGCCGAGCACGAGUGCACGGGCGAGGCGCUGGAGGCGCGCUGUCUUCCCGCGGGCGGCGACGGCGGCGGCGACGGCGGGGACGGCGGCGUGCGGCUGGCGCUGUGCGCGUGCGCCGAAGAGGCGCUGCCGGCCACGCUGCGGGCCGCGGCGCGGCGGCGCGGCUACGAGCUGGUGGCGCUGCAGGCGGCCGCGGCCGCGGCGCCGCCCGCGGGGCCCUUCCCCGAGCUGCACGGGCUGGCGCGCGCGCGCGAGGCGCUGCACGCGCACGUGUGGCCGGGGCUGCGGCGCGCGGCGGAGGCGGCGGGCGUGGUGGACGAGGCGGACGCGGCGGAGUGCGCCGUGCGCGCGGAGGCGUUCGCGGCGGCGCUGGGCGCGCUGCAGGCGGCGGCGGCGGCGCGCGCGCUGGCGCCGCGGGGCUCGCGCGCCGAGCGGCGCCAGCGCGCCGACCAGCUGCUGGACGCCUUCUGCCGCGCGCUGGGGCCCGACUACGACCUGCUGUGA
This is a messenger RNA of Pectinophora gossypiella (pink bollworm), 1020 nucleotides long. RefSeq lists its product as uncharacterized. The transcript is spliced from 3 exons. Bases 286 to 1020 code for a protein of 244 amino acids. Lineage: Eukaryota; Metazoa; Arthropoda; Insecta; Lepidoptera; Gelechiidae. The record is from RefSeq and is a predicted model, not a curated record.